Messenger RNA from Aspergillus alliaceus, 1494 nucleotides. Its product is annotated as major facilitator superfamily domain-containing protein. The record is from RefSeq and is a predicted model, not a curated record. The coding region runs from base 1 to 1494 and encodes 497 amino acids. Gene Ontology annotation, biological process: transmembrane transport. Gene Ontology annotation, molecular function: transmembrane transporter activity. Lineage: Eukaryota; Fungi; Ascomycota; Eurotiomycetes; Eurotiales; Aspergillaceae. The transcript is spliced from 2 exons.
AUGGCAGAUGAUCUAGAGAAGCAGGGGCAUGAUGGCAUCGACCGACAAGUUGCUCGCAGCGGCCUUCGGCGAAGGGACUCCAAGAUUAUAGAAUGGGACACCGAGCAUGAGCUCUUCCCACGUAAUUGGCCAGUCCAGCACAAGCUGUACAGCAUGAUGGUUCCUUUCUUCCUGGAAUUCUACACGACUGUAAUCAGCACAACUGGUGCCUCGGCUGCAGAAGAGACAAUGCAGGAAUACGGCCUGAGCAGGGUUGUCGCCUUAACUGGCUUUCAGUUCAUGUAUGGGAUGGGACAGGCGUUGGGAGGGUUGAUUAUGCCCCCAUUCUCCGAAACACAUGGUCGACGAGUGGGUUACUUAUUAUCGGCGAUCGUGUACAGCAUAUCCUCGUUGUUAGUUGGUGUGGUCCCUUCGCCGGUAGGUAUGUUCGUUGGCCGUUUUCUCUCUGGAUACGCGUCUGCUGUACCGUCAAUUGUACUUGCCGGAAGUAUUGAGGACUUGUAUACUCACCGGACAAGACUUUGGCUUAUCUGGUUGUGGAACUGCAGCACCACGAUAGGCUUGUGUGUCGGGCCUAUAUAUGGAUCUUAUAUUGUCAGUAGUAUAGGAUGGCGAUGGAUCUAUUACAUCUCUGCUAUGGCCACCGCAGUUGUGUUUUCUCUCCUCUUUGGCGUCCGCGAAACCCGACCGACUACACUUCUUUCACAGAAGUUCGACAGACUAAAGACCGAAGUUGGAGACUUAGACCUGGAGAUUCGUAACCCGGAUGGCGUGAACAGCAAGCGAGAGCUCUUGCAGGUAAUACUCCUACGACCAGCACGUGUGGGCUUCACAGAGCCCAUUAUCAUCCUCGUCGCAGUGAUGAACGCGUCAGCCUGGGGCAUGCUGUACCUUUUCACCGAAUCAUUCACCGUGGUUUUUUCCCAAUUUGGCUGGAGCCAGAGAGCCACCUCUCUCCCCUUCCUAGCGCUACUACCUGGGGUCCUCCUCAGCGGCUGUAUCCGCUUCUGGGACCACUACGUUAUCAAGCAACAACAACAGAAAACUUCGAAGCCAGAGGAUAAAAUUGGUGGGUUUGCCAUCGCGGCCCCCGCACUCGCUAUGGGACUUUGGAUCUUCGGCUGGACCGUCCCCCCAUUGGUCCACACGCACUGGGUCGUCCCCAUGUUCGGCCUCGUUCUUAUCGGUUUUGCCGCGAAUGAGUUCGCCUAUACGCUAAGUGGCUAUAUUGCUGACUCUUAUACCAUUUAUGCGUCAUCGGGCUUAGCCGUGGUCGCCUGUCUGCGUGCCAUUGCAUCCGGUUGCAUGCCUCUGUUUGCUUAUCAGAUGUAUUCGGGGCUCGGGUCAAAUAUCGCUACCAGCAUUAUUGCUGUAAUUGCGACGGUAUACUGUGGGACGCCAUUUGUUUUCUUGAAAUAUGGCCAGAGGCUACGGGAGCAUAGUCAAUUUGCGAGAUUUAGCGCGGAGGUAAAUGGACAACAGAUGGCUGACUGA